AUGUACCUUUACAACUUGGAUACUGAGGGGCUGUCCGACCUACUACGAAACGUACGAGGUAGUCGGGUCUGCAAUAUCAAACACUUCUCUAUCGCAAGCCACAAGGAAUCAAAAGCUCUGGCUAAAGACGUCCACGCCUUGCUGACUUUACCCAAGACCCUAAGAAGCGUCUCGCUCUACUGGCACAACUACAAGUUCAAGACAGGCCCUGCCAAAAAGGAUGUUGCGCUAAAGAUCUCGAAUGAACAAGUAUGGCAAGCUCUCAAACAAAGUUCGGCAACUCUUGAAAGCCUUGAUAUUGUCCAUGGAUUUAAAGCUGGCCGGCAUAAUGUUACUGACCAUUUCGGGCCUUUGACCUCGUUCACGGCGUUGAAAAGUAUCAUAAUACAGGUGGAAGUCCUCCUUGGCUAUGACGAUUCUAGUUUACUUACCUGCCUCCCGUUCACCCACGAGGACCUCACCUUGAUGAUCGACACGGUCCGCCUACCACGUUUACCAAAGUUAUUCUCGCAGCUAAGCCUUCUCGUCUCCUCAACUAAGCUCCCUUCACUCAAAAGUCUCGGGCUCGGCGGCAAACACCCAUCCGACUUUUCGCCGGGUCGAACCGAGCCCGCGAUUUCUGACGCAUACCAGAAUCUCCAUGAGAUAUGCCUCCAAUGCGCUGUUUCCUUUGCGGCGGUUAGCUACCACCACAGGAACCACGUAUUCUCUAAAGGGGGCCGUGACCCGUGGAUAUGGAGAAAGACCAUGUACAUGAUGGGCACGGGCUUCCACCGGAUGCAAAAAGUCCGCGAGAAACUACAGAGGCGGGCAAACGACGAGUCCACAGACUCGGGCGGCGACGAGGAUCGAGCACGGACGGGGCAAUGCCAUACACUCCCCUUCCUCGACCACAGAGGGGAGACCUCAUACAUGGUCUUUGAGGCGCAGGAUCCCCCCAGGCUUCCACCAUUAAUCUCGUGCGCUUUCUACUUCACGCAUCCGGAUACCGAUCGCGAUCUUCCCAAGCAUCUCGACCUGGUCGGGUUGUACAAGGUGCUGAGGGAUUGGUGUGCAGAGGACUUCCACAUCCGACUGGACGUCUACUUCAUCCCCGGCGCCGGCGCCGGGUCCAGCGAGAGCGAGUGUAUAGCGCACUACCGUGCCGAAAAGGCCGUUCGGGCAAACUCGCACGAGCAGAUGCAAGAGUCCCUCGCGCGCCGCCGCGACGCCACACUCCCUCCCCUUCCCCGACCCCUACCGGGCAUGGUGCCGGAAAUCAGAGGCUUCCGCCGCCCGCCCUGGGAAGGGAACCUAUGUAUCUGCCCAGGGCGCGACUGGCGCGAUGUCGACCCUAGUAACGCACAGACUUUCUCCUGUGUUGAGCUUGGCUUUCUGCUGCGUGCGGGUGAUGGUGAUGCUGGUGGUGGUGGUGGUCCUGAACCGUUUGGGGUCUUCUCCCAGCAGUUUCCACUUUCAGGUGAUACCGACGCGACUGUUGCAGGGUACGUAUGGGAUAUUGCGCUCCACUUUGAGGAUCCGUACUUCGGGCCUUAUCAGAGGGCUGUGAGGAAGGGAUGGGCAUCUUGGUAA
This is a messenger RNA of Aspergillus calidoustus, 1572 nucleotides long. NCBI's taxonomy places the organism in Eukaryota, Fungi, Ascomycota, Eurotiomycetes, Eurotiales, Aspergillaceae. The record is from the annotation of a GenBank genome assembly.